AUGGAUAAUAAUAAAAGAGUUUAUAGUUUUGUUACUUAUUUGCAUAUUAGAAGGUAUGAAUUUAUAGUAAAAUUUAGUUAAACAAUUUUUUUUAUUGGAUAAUAAUCUAGUUUUGCAGAAUUAAGCGAUUUGCAUAAUUUAAAGACUAAGUUAUUAGAAUGUAGUUCAGUGUUGAAAGGAGUGACCACAUCCAUUUAUGCAUGGUUAGAAAUUUUAGAAAAUUGGGACUAGAUCAUCAAAGAUUCAAAUAAUCUUUAGUAGUUAAGAAAAUCAUUAUUAUUUUAUAUUUAAAAUAAUUAUAUUGCCAAAUUGCAUGGUAUUCUAUGUAAUGAAAGCUCAAAGGUUGUCCUUCUCAGAUAUGAUGAGUCAAUAAGUGCAGAGUAUUUAUAGAUUAAACCUUUUUAAAUUGGAGUUCUAUGGAAUUAUAAGGAUUACUAAGUUUAUUAAAUAUUUUUAGGAAUGAGAAAGACUUGGAAUUAAGUAACAUUAUUGAAAUAAGUUAGACUAUAAUCAACAUUAUCAAUGAAAUAGCUGAUGAAACUAGAGAUAUUAUCAAACAAUGCUCUGAUAGCCUAGAAAUAAUUGUUUGA
Messenger RNA from Paramecium octaurelia, 590 nucleotides. Lineage: Eukaryota; Ciliophora; Oligohymenophorea; Peniculida; Parameciidae. The record is from the annotation of a GenBank genome assembly.